GUACGAUUUUCAACUUUUCAACAACUGUCUCAUCAUCGCUAUUACUGUUUUCACUAUGCACACCUGAUCUACAUUCAACAUUAAAUUACUCGACUCCAUUGAAAUUGCCUAAAGCAUAAUGAACUCGUUAUGUCUAUGUUUACUCUUCAGUUUUUAAGAGUUUGUGUUGUCCAGUUCUCCGCGUAUCUGGUGCUUACCUAGGUACAUAACAGGGCUGAAUCGCGUUGAAUCAAUCCUACCAGAGGGGUACCAUUCAAUCGGAUCAUGAACGUCCCUAUUGAUACGGGCGGCGGACCAUCUGCCAUGGAGGCUAAGCCCAAGGGGUCAGCAUCCCUCGCAGCUGUCAUUUCUGCCUUCGUCCCCACAUGGGUGACGGGACUUAUUUUCGUCGCGAUAUUCAUUGUUGUGCGGCGAUGGUAUCCCAAUAUCUAUGCGCCCCGGACAUUCAUUGGAAGUGUCUCGGAGAAAGACCGAACCCCUUCCGCGAGUCGAUCUUAUUUUAACUGGGUACAUACUAUGCGCAAGGUACCCGAUAAGUUCAUCUUACAUCACCAAUCACUAGAUGCUUAUCUCUACCUUCGCUUUCUACGAACAACUAUCUUCAUCUGUUUCGUUGGUUGCUGCCUCACAUGGCCCAUUCUAAUGCCCGUAAAUGCAACUGGUGGUGGAUCCUCCACGGAGCUUGAUAAGAUCGGAAUAGGGAACGUCAAGAGAAGAACCCAUCUCUAUGCCCACUCCAUAUUAGCUUGGGUAUUUUUCGGCUUCGUUAUGUUCACCGUCGCUCGUGAACGUCUCUGGCUUAUCGGACUACGUCAAGCUUGGAUUCUGUCGAAGCCUGUCGCAACUCGUCUUUCUUCGCGGACCGUAUUAUUCCUAUCCGCGCCAAGGGAUGCGCUUGACGAAGAGAACAUUCACCGUUUCUUCGGGGAUGGCGCUUCGCGUAUUUGGCCUGUCGCAAAAGCCGAAGGGCUAGAGAGUCUGGUGUCGAGCCGGGGGUCGAAAGUCGAACAACUCGAGAUUGCAGAAACGUCUCUCAUCCUAAAAGCUUAUAAAGAAGGAAGGCGACACGCGAAGAAAUCUAGAUCCGCCAAUGGAUUUCCUAGUUAUGACAAUCUUCCCGACUCGGUAAGAAAAUCCAUUAGGCCAAGACAUAAGCCAAUCGUGUCCCCUCUGAAUGAGAAGGUGGACAGUAUCGUCUGGUUACGCGACAAGAUUAAGGAAGAGGAAACAAAAAUUGAAGAUGCACGAAGAGCCUACGGCAUUGGCGAAACUAACGGCGCCGCAGCAGUAUUUGUCGAAUUUAAGACAUGUGCUGAAGCCCAACAAGCCUGUCAGCAAGUCGCCUCGAGUAACCUCCUAGCCCUUAGUCCUAGGUAUACCGGUGUAUCUCCACAGGAAGUUAUAUGGAAGAACCUCACCAUACCCCCCGCUCGUCGCAUCUCUGAAGAAGGAACCGCCCUAGCAAUUGUCAUCGCGACAAUCGUUUCCUGGUCCAUCCCCAGUGGAUUAAUAGGCCUAAUCUCUAACAUUAGUUAUCUUGCUGAGAACGUUGAAUGGUUGAAAUUUUUAAAUAACCUUCCGCGUCCAGUCAUUAGCCUUCUGUCCGGUUUAAUUCCGCCGUUGGCUACAAGUUGGUUGAGCAAAUUAGUCCCUACUAUAUUCCGAUACAUAUUCAAGUCAUCGGGUAGUCCUACCAAUACUGCCACAGAGUUAAAGGUUCAGAAGUGGUACUACGUUUUCCAAGUCACACAGGUCUUCCUCGUUACCGCGGUCUUUUCUGGAGCCGCAGCUGUGUCCCAAGAACUCAUGAGAAGAGUCAAGGACCCCACAUCUGUCCCAGAACUCUUAGCGAGACAGCUUCCUAAGGCUGCAAAUUUCUACCUAACUUAUUUCAUCGUUCAGGGGAUUACGUCAGCUGCAGACAAUCUACUGAAUUAUUCAGAUCUUCUAUCAUAUCUCUUUUACAAUUACUUCUUCGAUAAGACGCCGCGGCAAAAGUUCAAUCGAUUCACAAAUAUGAAAGGAAUCGCUUGGGGCAAACUAUUUCCAAAGUUUGCCAAUUUCGCUAUCAUCGCAAUCGCCUACUCUUGUAUCGCACCACUAGUCCUUGGCUUCGCCGCUAUUGGGCUAUCGCUCUACUAUUUCUCAUACCGCUACAAUCUUCUCUUCGUAAUAAAGCCUAAGAUAGAUACGAAGGGCCAAGCAUACACUCUUGCGCUCGAGCACCUUCUUACUGGGGUCUACAUCGCCGAGCUCGCGCUGCUUGGUAUCUUCAGCUUGAGAAAGGCUACCGGUCCAUCCAUCAUAAUCGCGAUUCUAUUCAUUAUAACGAUUCUCUAUAACGUGCUAAUGAAUAAAUACCUUUCGCCACUCGAGCAGUUUCUACCAGCCGACCUUGCCAGUCUCUCCGAAAGGGAUGACGAGUCCGAACCGUUGCUAGCUUCGGCGGAGGAAGGACAAGCGCAAACAUCAUCCCGGAUCCAACGCCUUGGCCAACAGGCGCAUGUGCCACAAACUGUUGCGCAGCGCAUUCUGGAACCAAUCGCUCGUUUCUUCGAACCCCAAGUCUUCGCAUCAUAUCAAGCUAUGAGGACAUGGCUACAGGAGGGUGACUCCUAUGAUGAUGAGGACGUUCCGGAGUACACCGAAGAGCAACUUCAGAAGGCGUACUUGAACCCGGCGCUUACAAGUCCGACUCCCUUAAUAUGGAUUGCGAAGGAUCCUAUGGGUGUUAGUAAGAACGAGAUCGCGGAGAACGAGCAGCGUGGAUUUAAGGCUAGCGAUCAGGGCGCAUGGAUAGACGAAAAGGGUGGGGUCAAGUGGAGUGUAAAUGAUUUCGGAGAGGUUCCGAUCUGGAAAAAGGGAGUAGUCUACUAAGUAUCUUAGUAUGAUAAACAGACUUCUAUAGACUUUAUACAUAGAAUCCAUGGCACGCAGCCAUCAGCCCAGGGGCGUACGGAUUAGUAAUUAGUAAUACAUUUCACCCGUGGAGAUUAGUAAUCACCACCCUUUGGAUCGCACAGCAAGGCCCUAUGUAUCUCGGCACUGGGAA
This is a messenger RNA of Hypoxylon trugodes, 3052 nucleotides long. RefSeq names its product DUF221-domain-containing protein. The record is from RefSeq and is a predicted model, not a curated record. Gene Ontology annotation, cellular component: plasma membrane. The transcript is spliced from 7 exons. Bases 265 to 2877 code for a protein of 870 amino acids. Gene Ontology annotation, molecular function: calcium-activated cation channel activity. Lineage: Eukaryota; Fungi; Ascomycota; Sordariomycetes; Xylariales; Hypoxylaceae.